Messenger RNA from Vitis vinifera (wine grape), 2557 nucleotides. RefSeq lists its product as uncharacterized. The coding region runs from base 624 to 2054 and encodes 476 amino acids. The transcript has 2 exons. The record is from RefSeq and is a predicted model, not a curated record. NCBI's taxonomy places the organism in Eukaryota, Viridiplantae, Streptophyta, Magnoliopsida, Vitales, Vitaceae.
UCAAAGGAACCUUUGCCUCUUGAACAGGGCGAAACAUACCCACAUGCCCCCACACAUAGACUUUAAUCAUUAUGAUUCGAUCUUUAACUAAAUUAGUCUAAGAUUGGGGUUUUGGUUUUGGUUCAGUGUUGGGCGCCGAUAUAAAACGACUUCGUUUUGAUUGUCUAAAUACCCUCUUUCCUUUCAUAUCAAUUCUCGUUGUUAAAAGGCAAAGCAAUGCCGUUGCAAGAAAGGAUAAAAGAUUUGUUUCUUCUAACUUUUUGGUUUUAUCUCAUAAACGCUCUCGUCCAAUUCAAGAAAAUCGAAUGAUGGGUUUUCCUUUUGGUGUCAAUCGACAAGUGGUUUUUUUCCUUUCUUUUUUUUUUUUUUUUUCUCUCUUUUUCCUUAUUUGCUUUCUCAAAAUCACUUCAAUGACGACUGAAUACCAUAUCGGGAUUCAUUUUCACGUGGGUGUUGAAGCAAACACGGUUUGAUUGAUUGAUUGUGUUGCCACGGUGAAGAUUUUACAAGUAUUUGAUACCUAAUUAAGAGUUGUUCUUGAGUAUGGUGGUUGAUCUUCGUGACAGCGAAUUUCUUCUCAACUUGGUGGCUUUGCUCUGAGGAUCAAAAAAGUCAAAUGUGCCAUGGCUGAAAGCAACACAAGUUUGGGGACGCCAGAAACUGAUAUGACAACUUUAAAAGAAGCCCUUUGGGCUCAGCAACAGCUACUUCAAAAACUUUACUCUGAGUUGGAUGAGGAGCGAGAAGCCUCGGCUACUGCAGCAAGUGAAACUCUAUCCAUGAUAUUGCGUCUGCAAGGAGAAAAGGCUGCAGUGAAGAUGGAAGCAAGUCAAUAUAAGAGAAUGGCUGAAGAAAGGAUGUGCCAUGCUGAGAAGUCGCUUUCGCUUUUUGAGGAACUAAUCUAUCAGAAAGAAAUGGAAAUUGCAUCUCUGGAGUUCCAAGUUCAGGCUUAUAGGUGCAAACUUCUAAGCAUGGGUUAUAGUGAUCCGGUUGCGGGUGACACAAGGUUUCCAGACAAUCUGUUGUUGCAAAGAAAUGAAUCACUUGUUGGGGACACGAGUGUUAAUGACAUUGUUAGAAGGAGCAAUUCUCUGCCUUCAAUUCGACUGAAAGAUUCAUAUCACAAGAAGGCUAUUAUUGAAAGAGAAAGGUCUAUGAUCCCAUUGAUUCCUAGGAUAGUAGAAGAAAAUAUGGACCAAGAACUCGGUGAUCAGAACUUCGAUCUGGAGAAGAAAUCAGAGAACUCCUCUGCAGUUGGAGAUUAUGAUUCAUAUUGGGAACAGAUCAGGAGGUUAGACAAAAAGGUGAAAGAGUUAUCAGAUUGUAAAGAUUCUUCUAGAGGAGGUAAAUCAGCAAAUUUGAAGGCUGGGUCUAGGUCUUCAUUACCUUCACAAGUGAGCAUGACAUCUUAUGAUCUAACAAGCGGAGACAUGACCACAAAAUCAGGCAAAGUUAAGCAUCCUGGAGGUUUUUUAGAAGAUGGAGCAAUUACAAACUCGGCUUGUGCUUUUGGUGUCCAUGAUAUUUUUGAAGUUCCAAAAGCAAUUAAGAACCACAAGAGCUGCGAGCGGAUGAAGAAAGAACAGAGUAAAUUGAUCUUGGAAGAUGAAGACAGACUCCUAAUGCCAGAUUCAGUCUCUAAGGAGGCUGCCGAAUCAUAUAUAAGAGAUGAAACUGACUGGGAAAAGGAAAGCUUUCUGAGUGCAAACCAUGAAAAUAGAUUAAUUAAACCAAAACAUGGGAUGGCAUUUGAAAGUGAUUUGGCUUUCCCUUGCUCUACAAUUGGUGUUGCUGAAUGUCAGGCUGAGUUUCAACAGCUUGUUAGGAGAAUGAAGCAGCUUGAGGAUGAGCGGGAGAUUAUAAGGCAAGAUAAUGGAGGGGAAGAAGAAUUGAAGUUGUUGAGAGAGAUACAUGAGAAACUCAAUUUAAUACAGUCCGAAAUAGAAAGUUUGAGACCCAAGAAGAGGUCCCCUCCACCAGAUGAUCCAGCCCUAGUUUCUCUCAUGGAGGUAAGUCCCUUUUCUCUUGCUUUGUCCAUUUCAAUUGACCAUUAACAAACACAUGGUCUCAUUUCUAUCUAUUUCUCUCUUUCCAUGUGUAUGUGUAUGUUUGAACUUUGAACCUUGAUUUUGUUUUACAUAGAAUGAACUAAAAUUGAAAAUUAAAUGGACAGGCAAUGCUGUGCUUUUGGCUUUAAUCGAGUUAUUGUACCAAAACAAUAGGAACUCAUACAAUAGUCAUGAACUCCAUACAUCGUUGGAUUCAGAUAUGAUGCUAUUGCUUUGAAGCUACAGAAUGUUGAGUUUCAGAAGGGAUUGUGCAAGAGCUCUUCAAUUGUGUCUGCUCAUUGGAUUAGAUUGUGGAUUUGAAUUGGAAUUUUUGUAAUAUAAAAUGUGUACAAUGUAUAGAGAUUGCUUACUGUAAAAAGAAUACUGUGACACAGAAGUGCAUUUUUUAAUGUGAGUGUACAAGGAAUGCUUUGUUGUAGCUUUUUUAUUAUGUAAUUCAUAGUAUAUUGCUAUAAUUUUAUAUACCCAUUGAAGUUGAUGGUUCUCAA